AUGUGAACAUAAUAUAUUUCACAAGUUUGAAUAGAAGUACUAGUGUUAACUGCAGCAUCCUCGUCACCGACGUCACUGGACCUGACCGGAAGUUAAAUUGUAUCACUUUACUUUCUGCAGGCCACGUUGGUUUCCCUUACUUUAGACUUUCUAUGCAUUAGUGUUUUUCUUAGCUCAGCACAGGAUUUUAGCACAGUCCUCACCUCUCGUGAAUGCUCAGCCAUGAGGUAUCUUUGGACCAAAGCAGGUGUUUUCGGUUCAGUGUCAGUGGCUUUUGGUUCAAUGCUGUGGUCUCAGAAAAAGAGUGAACCGGACCCAGUUGCUUCAAAUAGCGCCUCUGCUGACACAAAUCCCAGUUCCCCCUACGAGCUAAAAUUGGUUCAAGUCCUGUUCCGACAUGGCGCUCGAACACCACUGAAGUCGAUACCUGAUGUGAUGGAGGUCCAAUGGGUGCCUACGCUCUUGGAGCCUCCAGCACACACCCACAUCAACUAUGAAGUAACAGAUCUUCAUGGCGGCCCCAGGCCCCCAGCUCCCGUCGAAGACAGCUAUCGGAAAAACGUACUGACCGGUGGCACGUUCCCCGGUCAGCUGACCACAGUGGGCAUGCAGCAGCUAUAUGAGCUGGGCAAGAGGCUGAGGAAGAGAUACAUCGAGGAGAGCUCUUUCCUCAGCUCCACCUUUAGUCCAGCUGAGGUCUAUGUGCGCUCCACUAACAUUGUGAGGACCAUUGAAUCUGCCAAGUGCCUGGUAGCAGGGCUCUUCCAGCAAAAACAAAAAGAAAUUGUGCCUAUUCUAACAACGGAGGCAGAAUCUGAAAUCCUAUAUCCUAACUAUCAUGGAUGUAAGCUGCUGAGACUCCUUGCCAGCCACCGCUGGGCAGAGUCGUCCACUCUGCCAGACAUUGCAGCAGACCUGCAGAGCAUCCAGGACGCGUUGGGCAUCGCUGCUCACCAGCACAUCGACUUCAUCCUCAUUAGGGACGACAUGGUUGCCAGAGAGACACACGGCCUGCCCUGCCCAUCAGUACUGGACACCUGGAGGAGUAAAGUGGAACAGAGAGCUGUGGACAUGAUCUGCCAUGUAUAUGAACCCAGCAAGAGUGAGAACUUGCAGCUGUGUGUGGGACCACUGCUGCACACAUUGUUAGCCAACAUCGAGGAGAAACUACAGGGCAGCGCAUCCAAUCCAAACAGGAAGUUGUUUUUGUACUCUGCACAUGACACCACUUUGAUUCCCUGUCUGAUGGCUAUGGGGGUUUUUGACAUGAAAUGGCCACCAUAUGCUGCCGAUAUCACUCUGGAGCUGCACCAACACCGGCAGACCAACAAGUCCUUUGUUAAAGUGUCGUACGUUGACCAGGAUCAACUUAUACCAGGCUGCAGUGGAGUCUACUGCCCCCUGGAGGAGUUCAAGCAGGUCCUCUCAGCAUACUCCCUAAACUCUGAACUCUACCAAUCACUUUGCAACAGCACAGAGGGCUCGACCGAACCCUGAAGUCUCACAAAAACCUUCACAUCAACACAGUGCAACCUAUGACUUUACACUCCAACAGGCACUAUACAUCAUGUUUUGUUUUUUUCCUCACUUCCACUUCUCAGUCCAUCCAGCCACCAUCACCAUGGGAAACUUUGCGCACAAGUCCUAGAUUACAGCCUCUUUUGGAAAUCAUUUAGUUUACAUCACGUUUAAUUCUGUAAUACCUCAUCUCCAUGUAACCCUACUGUAAAAUGCUCAAUUAAGAUAGAUUAGUUAUAUAAUGGCAGAUUGACAAGUGCAGAAUAAUUUUGCCAUACAGUGUUUGUGAUAUCAGAUGCUUAGAGCAUAGGUGUCUGCUUGCAUGUACUUAAUCUGUGUGGUUUAAUGAUAAACGCAUCAUGAUUUUCUUAUUUACAACAAACGCCCAAAGAAUAAAACUAACAAUGUCUGUCCUGACUCACAGUCCCAUCAUAAAUGGAUAAAAGGAGAUGACGAUACUUUUUAGUCUAAAUUAUUUGAGAAAACAUCCUGACAUGGAUUAAUAGAAAUGUGGCAAUAAAAGAAUAUAAUCCUGGGCAUGUUCAAUAGUUGUUAGACAAUAGUGAAGGGCACAGAGGAAUAACUAUCGGAUAAUACUUGUAAUACUUGUGAGAAGGAUACAUUGAUUGUUGAUUUUGGUCUUUUGGUGAUUUGUUGCAAAGAAAAAUACAGAAUAUCAGCAUUUUGCUUAGAAGUUAAAACCAUUGCUGCAAUUAACUCUUACAAUAAAAUAUGGAUAUCUUAAAGGUUGACUAAUGUUGCACCAAGUCCAGUAUCUGAUUGCUGCUGCAGUUACUGUCAAUUUGGUUGUGCUCACAAUCAAAUCUUUCACAUUUAAUCAAUUCAUUCCUCAGGGUAAUACUAACAAGUUCAUGUACUGUAUCUAAUGUUGGGGAUUGUACAUUAGUGUGUAGAUAAACGUCUUCAUAAUGAUGUAGACUCUGCAGAAAUGGCUUUAUUCUUCUACAGCAUGUUUUAAGAGUGAAAUAUUAGGUUGCCUUAUGAGGAUUUUUUGGUUCAGUCAGACCACAGUAGAAUGUCUGCAUGAAUACAUGCCCAUUAAACAUAAACAUGUUUUACAAUAACACACUGAACCUCAUUACUGGGUGUUUUACAUGACCUGCUGUUUAAAUAUAAGGUUUGGAUUGGUGAGUCAUAAAUAAAGAUUUUGAUCAAUG
Messenger RNA from Centropristis striata (black sea bass), 2696 nucleotides. RefSeq names its product acid phosphatase 6, lysophosphatidic (gene acp6). The record is from RefSeq and is a predicted model, not a curated record. The transcript has 11 exons. Gene Ontology annotation, biological process: dephosphorylation. The coding region runs from base 223 to 1497 and encodes 424 amino acids. Gene Ontology annotation, molecular function: phosphatase activity. Lineage: Eukaryota; Metazoa; Chordata; Actinopteri; Perciformes; Serranidae.